UUGUCGCACACUUAGAAAUACGAUAACUACGAGAUACUAUCUCUGCUGUACCUGGUACUUGCUACUCGAAAAAGAGCUUUGGUUAUCGGAACCAGCCUAACCAACAUUUUAUUGCAUAUAAAACGCGGGAAAGAAAGUUCUGGAAAAACCACGCAUUCCCGUUUCUCUCGUUUCCUCCGAAUCACGAUCUCGCAACCGCCUUUCAAGGUUGAACGAACAAAACCCUAGAAUUAUCUUGAGGAAGUGAAGUCAGCGUUACCUAAAAUGGAAUCUCAAAAUAGCAAACCUGAAUCAGGACUGCCGCCAACUCCUGUAAAUCCAGUCAGCACUUCUUGUCGAAAGAAAAAGUCAGACGAUGCCAGUUUCUUUGCAGAUUUAAGGGAUCAUAUUGAUGAGUUUGUGAAUGCUUCUAUGGACGAACACAAAACUUGUUUCAAAAACACCAUUCAGAAGAUGUUUGGAAUGUCGAAGGCUGUUGCGGAAAAGAAUAUAGUUGCCAAAGAAGUUGAGAGUGUUCUGCCCCUUAAAACAACUCUAUCCGACUAAAGAAAUCUCUCCCAGUUAAUAUAGUUACAGAUUUGGGGUCAGGUUUAUUGUUGCACUGCAGAUGGUGGUAUGUAUGCAUCAUCUAGUUUUAUCCACUUUUUUAGCUUAAUUUCUGUACUUUUUAGUUCUAGAGUUACGGUCUCGGAAGCUUACAGGCCUCGACCAAAUAAAUGUGGAAAUAUAUAGUUGUGCUUGUAAUGUGAUUCACCUAGAAGGUAGAAACGUUGGAAUGAGUUUGUCAAGACACCAAUGCGUAGCAAUUUUGAAUGGUCCAACACAGAAAGCUCUUUACUUUC
This is a messenger RNA of Papaver somniferum (opium poppy), 842 nucleotides long. RefSeq lists its product as uncharacterized. Lineage: Eukaryota; Viridiplantae; Streptophyta; Magnoliopsida; Ranunculales; Papaveraceae. The transcript is spliced from 3 exons. The coding region runs from base 265 to 546 and encodes 93 amino acids. The record is from RefSeq and is a predicted model, not a curated record.